Messenger RNA from Episyrphus balteatus (marmalade hoverfly), 1966 nucleotides. Its product is annotated as glucose dehydrogenase [FAD, quinone]. Gene Ontology annotation, molecular function: flavin adenine dinucleotide binding; oxidoreductase activity, acting on CH-OH group of donors. The transcript has 2 exons. Lineage: Eukaryota; Metazoa; Arthropoda; Insecta; Diptera; Syrphidae. The coding region runs from base 25 to 1860 and encodes 611 amino acids. The record is from RefSeq and is a predicted model, not a curated record.
CUUGGAUUUGACAAUUACUGAAAAAUGGCAUUUGGAACAAUGACCUCGCUGUUGGGGAUGAUACCGAUUCUAGCGCUUGGUAUCAAUUAUUACCGCUACCAAAACUUGGAUCCAGAAACAAAAAUCACGGAAACGGAAAGCAUAAGGCGGCAAUACGAUUUCAUUGUAAUUGGUGGGGGAUCAGCUGGAGCCGUGGUCGCAAAUCGUCUGUCCGAAAUAAAAAACUGGACCGUUUUGCUAAUCGAAGCAGGGGGUGAUGAAACAGAAAUUUCGGAUGUUCCCGCUUUGGCAGGAUAUCUUCAGCUGUCAGAUUUGGAUUGGAGAUAUCAAACAACACCAUCGGAUAAUAGACAGUAUUGCCAGGCUAUGAAAGGCGAUAGAUGUUUCUGGCCAAGGGGGAAAGUUUUAGGCGGAUCGAGUGUUCUAAAUGCCAUGGUUUAUGUGAGAGGAAGUAAGAAUGAUUAUAAUCACUGGGAAUCAUUGGGUAACCCUGGUUGGGGAUAUGAAGACGUCUUGAAGUACUUUCUAAAGUCUGAAGAUGUUCGGAACCCGUAUCUAGCCAAAACCCCAUAUCACAAAGCUGGAGGUUAUUUGACAGUUCAGGAAGCUCCUUGGAGGACGCCACUUUCAAUUGCCUUUCUCCAAGCUGGAAUGGAGAUGGGGUAUGACGUAAGAGAUAUAAAUGGAGAAAAACAAACUGGUUUUAUGUUGACCCAAUCCACAAUUCGACGAGGAUCCCGAUGCAGCACGGCGAAGGCGUUCUUAAGACCUGUUCGAACUCGCAAAAAUUUGGAUAUUUUACUUCAUGCUCAAGCCACAAAAAUUCUCAUCAAUAAGGACAAACGAGCUGUUGGAAUUGAAUACAUGAAAAACGGUCGGAUCAGUGUGGUCUUUGUGCGAAGAGAAAUCAUUUCGUCUGCAGGAGCUUUAAACUCUCCACAACUUUUAAUGCUUUCGGGUAUUGGACCAGCGGAACAGCUUGAAAAGUUCAAUAUUCCGGUUAUAUCUGAUCUUCCUGUCGGUGAUAACCUUCAGGAUCAUGUCGGUCUUGGGGGGCUUACAUUCAUAGUAGAUGCUCCAGUGACAGUCACUCGAAACCGUUUUCAAAAUGUGCCCGUUUCGUUGGAAUAUAUUCUUCGAGAACGAGGUCCAAUGACUUUUUCCGGGGUUGAAGGUGUAGCAUUUGUGAACACAAAAUUUCAAGAUCCUGCGGUAGAUUGGCCCGAUGUGCAGUUUCACUUUGCACCCAGUUCAAUCAAUUCCGACGGAGGGGAUCAGAUUCGGAAAAUCUUGAACCUUCGCGAUGGAUUUUUCAACACAGUCUAUAAGCCCCUGGUUAAGGCUGAAACAUGGACGAUUCUCCCUCUUCUACUUCGUCCUAAGAGUACAGGUUGGGUACGUCUCAAUAGCAAAAACCCACUUCAACAGCCGAAACUUGUGCCCAACUAUUUUGCCCAUCAAGAGGACAUCGAUGUUCUCGUCGAAGGUAUCAAAAUUGCUGUAAAUGUGUCAGGAACUCAAGCCUUUCAGAGAUUUGGUUCACGGCCGCAUCACAUCCCACUGCCAGGUUGUAAACAUUAUGAAUUUAUGUCCGAUGAGUAUUGGGCGUGUUGUAUAAAACAAUUCACAUUCACCAUCUAUCAUCCGGCGGGUACGUGUAAGAUGGGACCAAGUUGGGAUACAUCGGCAGUUGUUGAUCCCAGGCUGAGAGUCUAUGGUGUUCAGGGACUUAGAGUGGUCGAUGCAAGUAUAAUGCCAACUAUUAUAAAUGGAAAUCCGAACGCACCGGUUAUAAUGAUCGGUGAGAAGGCAUCCGAUAUGAUUAAGGAAGAUUGGGGCAUAAGAUUGCAUGAUACUUAGUUAAGUUGCCUGUUAAUAUGGAAAUUAUAAAAAUACUCUCGGCUAGUCAAGAUCAUGUUUUUUGUAAAUAUUUGAAUAAUUUAUGUAAUAAGUUUGUGUUCGUUUG